AUGAAGAACUUCCUGCAUUAUUAUGAUGAAUUCAAAAAGCAUACAUAUCAAGUGCAUUUAUUAAUUUAGAAUUUAUAGCUCCAUUUCAAGAAUGGCGAAGUAAUAAAACUUGAUGGUUAUUCGAUUUACUGUAACAGAAUAAAUAGAAGCCAUUCAAUAAUAGCAAUUUUGAUAUUAGCCCCUUUAAGAGUAGUUAAGAAUAACAUAUUUUAUUACAGUUUAAGUAUUCUGUCUUUGAUAUUGUUGACAUCGAUAUGGUCUAUGUAAUGAGAAUUAUGAUAUCAUAGAGAUACACCACAAUAUGAACUUUAUUUCGUUUUUUCAUUUUAAUUGUUUGCUCAUAUAAGUGUAGAACUUUAUAAUAAAUUGAAAAUAAAUGGACUAGAUAAAAAAUUAAACAAUCAAGAAAAUAAAAUACUGAAAUAAUGGGAUGAAUGUAUUAGCAAUAAAGAAAUAUUAAAAAGAAUCAAGUAGAAGGCAACAACAAAACAUAGAAUAGAUGAUGUAAAAGAGAGAGAGAGAAAGAUUUCUUUUAAAAAUAACGAAAACUUGCAACGCUAAUAAAGUCAAAGGAGCAGAUCAUCUGGAUGUAUUGUAGUUUAAUUAAUUUAGUACAAUCUUAACUAUCUCGAUAAUCUUUAAAUUAGCUUAGAGUUAAAAGUCCAUCUAAUUAACAUUUAGAUCGAUUAGAAAGAAUAGGCUCAAGGUUUUCUGUAAUGAGUCCACUGAUUUUAUAAGAUAUGCAAAUUAAGAAUUAAUAGAAAAUUAAAUUAGUAUAGGAUCCAGCAAUUAAAGGCUUUAUGGAAUAAAUGCCUAGUAUGUUUGAUAACAACAAUUAAAAAAUGAAAAAGCCAUUAGAAAAUAAUAGAGGCAUAAAAAAUACUGAUAAGAUGGAUCUUAUUAAAUCAAUAAACUCUUCUGAAAUUUAAAUUGGAGAUGUAAUAAUAGUAGAAAGGAAUUAAAUAGCUGCAUGUGAUAUAUUAGUAUUAUAUUGUAAUGAUGAAAUUUACACAGUAUAAAAUUAAUUAUGUGGUUUUUCAGAUAAAACUAUUAGAAAACCAUUAAUAUUAAAUAAAUGUAAAUAAUACUAAUAAUUAUUAGUUGAUUCACAUAAUUUAGUGUUAUUCAAAAAGUCAUUCACAGGAACUAUAUAAAUAAUUGAGAGUUCAAAUAGUAUGUAGGGAUAUUUUUAGUUAAAAAAAGAUCCAUAAUCAUAUAUAGUAUCAGAUGAUAAUUUUAUAUUUGCAUAAGAAAAGCUUUUGAAUACUCCAUGGGUAAUUGGAGUUGUUAUUAAGGUAGGUUUGAAAUGUCGAUGUUAUAAGCAUUUUUAAAUUAAACCUUAAGUUUCAAAUUAUCCUUAAAAUUUAUUACUAUCACUUGUGUGUAUAUAAAUAGCAUUUUUAAUUGUAAACAUAUAAUUAUUAAAUUAAUAGAUAAUGUAUAUAAUAAUUUCCUAAAUAGAGAAUAUAAAACAUUAUAUAGAUAUAAUGGAAUUAAUCUUUGAAAGUUUAAUGCAUUUAACAUUUCUAUUGCCAAACAGUUUUUCAUUCUAUUAUUCGAUAGCUGCUCUUUAUCAAUAAUAAAUGAUUCAAAAAAUAAGUUAAUUAGACAUUAAAUAAAUAAAAGACUUUCAUCCAGAAUAAUAUUAUAAUAUCCAAAGAAUAUCAAUGAAUUUAGAUAGUGUUCUUGAUGGUAAUUUUGAACUUAAAAGUGUAAUUUAUAAUAAUUAAAUAUGUUAUUGUAAAGAAUCAGAAUUAAUAAUUCAAGCUUAAGAGAGAACUUCAUCUUUAAAUAGUUAAAAAUUAUUUAAAACUGUUGAUUCAAAAGAAGAUUCAAAACCUGAUAUGUUAUUUUCUAAUAAAGUAUAAAAUAACUAAUCCAAUACAGGGAGAUAUUAAGAAGAUGAAGUAAUAAGUAUGGAAGAUGACGAAGAUGAUAUAAGUGGAAAUAUGCCAUAAACAAUAGAAUUUAGAUUAAUAAGCAAUUUGACUAACCUAACACAAUAAGAACUUAAUAUUAUUGUACAACCAAUAAGUAUGUUUGAAAGAAAUGAAUAUAAAUCAAAAUCUAAUAAUCGAAUCUAAUAAUCUAUACACAGUAGAAGUCUGAGAUAAAUUGCAUUGAAAGACGGUAGAUUAGAUAGAAAGUCAAUAAAUAUUAAUGAGAUGAUUCAUUCAAUUAAUAAUAAAGAGAAACAUAGUUUAGCAUUAUUAUAAUUGUGUUUGAAUUAAGUAUCAUAUACAAAGUUAAUAAAUUCAUAAACAGGAGAAGAAAAGUUUAAGAAUACUCAUGUAAAUAUCUUGGAUGAGAAAUAAAUUUAAAUAGCCAAAUCCUUUGGGUGUGAAUUAGUUUGUGUUAAUAAAGUUUAGUAAUUCAUUAUCAUUAAUUUAGAAAUACACUCACUUAUAUAUUUUAAUACAAUUUCCAAAUACAUACAUUCAAAUUAAUUGAUAUGUAGAUGCAUCGUUAACAUUAGAGAUUAUAUAUGCUUUUUGAACUUGAUUCUGAGUAUGAACAAUUAGUUAAAUUCCCAUAUAUUCUAUUCAUCAGAGAAUCUAAUAAUAAAAUUCCCGAAAUGAUAGAUGAUUUUAGAAUAGGAUUAAGAUCACUCCCUAUCAUUCCUAAUCAAGACAAUGAAUAAAUUCAUUAAAUUCAUUAUUCUUAUUGUUUAUUCAAUCAUUAAGAUGCUGAAUCAUAUGUUAAUUAAUAAGCAACAUCCUAAUCAAAUACACUUGAAGCAGAAGAAUACAUCUACACUUCAUUAGAGUCAUUGUAAUCUAAUAUUAUAUUAGGUUUUAAAUACAACUUUAAAUCAUAAGCUUAAGAUUUUAUCAAAAAUGUUGAGAAAUCUUAACAACAAUUAUUACUUUAUACUGAAUAAUAUUUCACAUUUGCUAACUCUAUACUUUCUCAAACUGAUAUACAAUAUCAUAAUAAAUUUGUAUUUGAAUAAGAUAAUGAAGAAGAUCUUAGAGCAUAUUUUAAAAGAUCUUUAUAAUAGUUUUCUUUAAUCUUCUAAGAAUAGUAUCCUAUGUUUGGCUCAUAAAUGCAUUCCCUUAAAUAAUUAUCUAAUAUUAACCCAUCACAAUUAUCAAAUAAAAAAACAUCUGAAGAUUUUCAUUCAACUUCUACUAUUGUAGUUAUUUUAAGCAGUUAAGCAUUUAAAAUCAUUGAAAAUAAUAAUUAUAUGAUCAAUCAUCUUAAAUUAUUACUUAGUUUCUCUAAAGUUACAUUAUUAUAUGAUGCAAAUCCGUCAUCAUUAGAACAUUUAUAAAGAUGUUUUGAUUCUCCCAAUAUGACUUUAAAUUUAAUAUUUGAAAAUCAAGGAUUACUGAAAAGUUAUUAAGGAUAUCAUCUUUAAAUUGCUCUAUUAUAAGAGUUUAGUUAUUUUCAACAAUUUAAAUAUGAAAAUGUCAAUAAAUAAACCUUUUUUAAUAAAAUGAUACAAUCAUUGAAAGUUAGACUAAUUUAUGAAAGAUGUACAAUAUUAUAUAUAUAUUUUAAGGUCUCUUUAAUGAAUUAUUAAUAUUCCACAAUUCAGAUGCUAUUUUAUAAGGAUUUAAUGAAUUAAAUGAAUUCCUUUUUUAUUAUGUGCCUUUGCUGAAUAUUCUAUCAAAAUAUUAAAUAAGAAUUGCUUUCUAAAGAACUUUGUUCUUCUCCUCUUUUUCUGUAACAUAAUACAUAAUUGGAGUCGGUCUUUUCAAUAGCAAAUUCAAUUUCAUUUUAGAAUUCAUAUUUUACUCCUUUAUAAAUACUCUAAUUAUUUACAUUUUAGCAACAAUUAAAUUUAUUUAAAUUUAUAACAAUAAUAAAGCAGAUAUACAUUAAUAAAGAACAAUAGAAAGCUUUAUCAAUAUUUCAAAGAAACAACGUCCUUAUGUUUAUUUUGCUAUAAAAUGUAAAUCCUUAAAUUAUUUUUUUAGCUAUCCUUUAAGGUCUCUUGACUUAAUUAAUAUUUGCCUAUCAAUCAUAAAUUUAAACUUUAGAUGUAAUUAUUGUUUAUACCUUUCUAUCAAUUACACUCCACGAUGCAAUUAAUACUAUAAUAAAUACAGAAUUAAUUAUAGCUUCAAGCAUAGCCUACAUUUUAUCCUUUUCAUUUUAUAUAUUGAUUCAUUUUACAAUUAUUAUUCCUAACUCUCAAUUUACAUUUGAGUUGGCUAAUAUUUUUUAAAUCUUGUUGACAAUAUCUGUACUUUAAAUAAGUGAAUAAUGGUUAUAACAUUUUGCGAUGCUUUAAAUGCCUGAUAUGGAUGGAAGAUUUUAAAGAAUUUAUAAUUAAUUCAACCUCUAUAAAAAUGAAAGUUAUUAUCGACAUCAUUUUCUUCUCACAUUACAAAGAGAAAUUAAUAGAGUUUUUGAAAAUUUUGAAUAAGUAGAUCUCAAUAUCCAAAAAUGUAUUUAUAAUUAUAUUUUAAGUAUUAUUAAAUAAGAAAACACUAUCAUAAUCAUUAGGAACUUGGUAAUCCCAAGUAUUUUAAAAAGCCUAAUCGAUUAUGAAAUGGAGAAAGAAAUCAACAAUCUAAGGAUUAUAAUUAAUAUGUUUUCAUUGUCAGAUGUUAAUAAUCAUUUAUUCUCAAUUUAAUUAAACUUAUUACUAUCUCAUAAUUUACAUAGUGUAUUUGAUAAUUUAAGUUGUAUUAUUUUGGUUUUAGUUAAUAACUAAAUUGAAUUCUAGAUAACUAUAGUAUUUGGAAGUAGUCAAGUUUAUGAUUUCUUGGGCUGCUACUUUGAUAGCAAUAAUGGGAUUAUCAAUCACUAAUAUGAAAUCUUUAUAUCACUUUAUAACUGAAUUAUUAGUAAUAUUUUAAUUGUCAAGUAAAUUGCAUCCCAUUUAUGAUAACAGAUUAUACUUAAUUCCUACAAUUGUUGUAUUGAUUGCAUAUUUCAUAUUGUAGAAUUUAAUAUUUAUAUAUAGAUUCAUUAUCGAAAUCGACAUUGCCCCUUAUUUCAUAAUUAUCAACAUUAUUUUGAUUCUACUAUUUUCAGUCUAAUAGUAUAUAGUUAAGAGCUAUGUAAAAUUUAUUAAUAUUUUAGUUCAUAUUAUUAGAAGAAGAUCAAGCAACAAAUUAAAUUAAUUUUAUAGAAGAGAACAAUAAAAUACAUGAUAUUUUGGGUAUUCUAUUACCUAAGUUUAUUAGGCAUCGUUUAAAUGAAAGUAAUCUUUUUUAAAAAAUUAUAUAUUUUAGCUGAUUAAUAUAAUAUACAUUAGAAUUAAGGGGAAGUGGCAAUUGUUUUUUGUGACAUUUGCAAUUUUGAUUAAAUUAUCAUGGAAGAAUAGGAAAAUAUUAUACAAUUUUUAGAUGAUUUAUUUAGAACCUUUGAUAAAUAUUGUGAGAUUUGUGGAGUUUAAAAAAUAGAAACAGUUGGUAAAACUUAUAUGGCAUCAGCUGGUCUUAAAGCAUGUGAAUAAGAAUUAGUCUAUUUAUCAGAAAUUUAACCAGUUUAAAGAGCUCUUAAUCUAGCAGAAAUGAUGAUGAUUUACAUUAGAUCUAAAUUGUAUAAUUAUUAUUUUUAUUAUUAAAAUUAGAUGGGGAAUUAAAAGCCAACCAUUAAUAGGUAAAAUUGGAAUCCAUUAUGGAAGAGCAAUAUCUGGAGUUAUUGGAUUUCAUAAACCUUAAUUUUCUUUGAUUGGUGAUACAGUAAACACAACAAGCAGAGUAUGUUCAACUGGUUAGGAAGAUAAAAUUACUUUAUCAGAAAAAGCCUUUCAAUAAUUGAAUAAUGAUAAAAUCGAAUUUGAUGUGCAAUAUGUUGAAAUGAAAGGUUUAGGUUUAAGACCUACUUAUAUUUACAUCUAAAAAAUUAAUAAUAAGAAUCCAAUUAUGAAAAAUGAUCUUAGCAAUAAUUCUAGCAAACAGAAUACUAUUAACAUUUCAAAUAGAGUGAAAAGUCAGUCCUUCUCAAGAAACGGAUUAAAGAAAAGAACUUCAGUUCUCUAAGAUUUAAAUCAGCGUUCAAGACCAAUUUUACAAUUUUAAUAAUCAUGGAAUUUUUCAUAAUAAUAAUAAACUUCAUAAUUAUGGUAAAAUUCAUAAUCAUUAACUGAUGAACAAUUAAAUAUUAAGGGUCUAUAAAAAUAAUAAUCAAAUGUUAAUUUAAAUUAAUUUAACAAUUUUAAUAUUGGAGAUAAUGAAAAUGAAGACAAAACUAGUUUGAUUUAAGUUCAGAAAAUAGGUUUGAUGCAAAAUUUAGAAAACAUUUUGUAACGUAAAUUUCAUUUUGAAAAAUAUUAACCAGAAGUAGAUCAUUAUAUCGAUUACGAUUAAUUACUUGUAUUUAUUAUUAUAUUUAUUAAGAAUGUAAUUUUAUUAAAAAAUGAAAAUGGAAUAGAAGAAACUGCAAUCUUGGAGAGCUCAUUUAUAGAAUUACUUAAGAAAUCUUACUUUUAAAAUUAGAAUAAUUACAUUGAAUAUCAUGAUUACAUUAAUCAAUAGUCAUAGAAUGUAACUAACAAAAUAAUUCAAAUUUAUACUUUGUAUUAUUUAAUCAAAUAAUUUUGUUUGAUUGGUGAUUAUAAUGUAAUUUCACUCCCAUUAAUCAUAUUGUAAUGGAUAGGGUGUGCUUUGAAUCUAAUAUCUUUAAUGAUAUAUAAAAAAAAAAUAAUUUCUUAUUGGAUAAUGCUGAUAUAUUUAGAGUUAAGUUUUCAAUUAAUAAUUGGAGGACUAUUUAUAAUUUUUGAUUUGAAUAGUUUUUUAAAUUAUUUACAUAUUGUUGAGAUGAUAUUUAUCCAAUCUUUCUUUAGUAAUAUUUAAUUACUUCACUUUUGGAUAAAAAUAUUAUUUUGCUUAUGUAGUUUUUUAUUAGAAGCAGGAAUAUUAAUAUUUAUUGAUGAGAACAGAAUUUCGAUAUUUUUUGUUUUUGUUGCAGUUAUAUAUAAUAUGAAUUAUUCAUACUUUUUGGAAGAGCAACAAGUAGCAUGUUUCAAUUAGAAAAAUAUAUUUUAGAAUCAAUAAGCAAAAGAAUCGUAAUUGUUACAAUAUUUGCUUCCAAAACAUGUAUAAAUUUUGAUAAAUGUAGAUUUUAUAAACAUUUUUCGAUGAUAAUACUAGAGCAAGAUGUUUAAGUGAUAAAAUAGAAAAUGUGACAAUAUUAUUUGCUGACAUAGCUGGUUUUACAGAAUAUUCAAGUAAAGUAACAGCAGAAUAAGUUUUAUUGAUGUUGAAAAAUCUAUUUGUAGAAUUCGAUAGAAAAUGUUAUGAAUUAAAUGUUUAUAAACUAUAUACAAUAGGAGAUUGUUAUGUAGCAAUAGGAAUGAUAGAUUUUAAUGAUAGGAAUCCAAGUUAAGAAGCUAAGAAUAUAGUGGAUUUGGCAUUUGAAAUGAUAAGAGUAAUAGAAGUAGUUAGGAAAUAGAUAGAAUUUGAUGGAUUAGAUAUGAGAAUAGGAAUUCAUACAGGAUGUGUUUUUGGAGGAGUAAUGGGUACAGACAUUGUAAGAUAUGAUAUUUAUGGUCCUGAUGUAUUAAUAGCAAAUAAAAUGGAAUCAAAUGGAAAAAAAGGAUAAGUUCAUGUAAGUGCUGCUACUAAACAAUUGUUAUAGUAGGAUUAUGAAGAUAAAUAUUCAUUUACCUACCACACCAAAGUUACAUUGUCUUCAAUUAAUAGAAGUAUUGAAGGUUUUAUUGUGAAAAGUUAAAUUGAAGAUUAAUAUCCAUCUGAUUAGAUUAUUGAUUAAUAAAUCUAACCUAUGCAUUAAGAGCAUUGA
This is a messenger RNA of Paramecium sonneborni, 7704 nucleotides long. The record is from the annotation of a GenBank genome assembly. NCBI's taxonomy places the organism in Eukaryota, Ciliophora, Oligohymenophorea, Peniculida, Parameciidae.